AUGGGAGAAGAGUCUUCGAGCAGCAGUCAUCAUUCAAACAGCUCUAGAAAUCGCCAUCUGUCAUCAAGUCAUCGCGAUAAUCGGAGAAGUGGCAUAAACAGAGAAAGCAGUUCAAGCAGGUACAGACACAGAAGCAGCAGUGGCAGCAGCUGGAGAAGAGAAGAAGAUUACGACAGGAAGAGAAGAAAGCAUAGCACAGACAAGAGCAGCUCAAGAUCCCGGGCCAGAACUGGAGAUCUGCAAUUGGAAGAAAGUAGAAGAGAAGUAUUUGAAGAAAAAUAUAGAGCAAAACAGCCGCAAAGUCUCAAUAGAUUUAUCGGUAGUUCUUCCAAACCACAACCGGAAACACCAGGUCCAAAGCAGGAGAAAGAGGAGGAGGAUCCGAUUUCUAAUGAUGGAGAAAUAUUCGCUGGGGAAUUAGCUAUUGAAGCUGCAGAAGGAAAUAGAACAAUACCCGAGGAUGAACCUCCAAAAGUCGAGGAAUUCAAGAAUCCAUUGAAAGUAUCGUACGAAUUCGGUGAUUCAGGAAGCUCAUAUAGAAUGAGGAAGCUUAAAAGAUGUCAUACUGAAGCUGAAGAUUCUAAUAUUGCAGUUAGUGAACUAGCCAACAAAAGAUACCCAGGUUUAUUGGAUUUCAAUAUUGCACAGGAAGAAGAUUCUGAAUUACGAAAAAAAGAGGCUGAUACAGGCUAUGAAAUUAGAAGAAAGCCAAUAGGCGAAUUCAUAGAUAAGAAAGACUUGAUACGUAUCAAGCUCACCCAGGCUAAAUUGGAUCGUCUGGCAAUGCAAAAGGAAAAUGAAAAAGAAGAGGCAAAGGCACAAGAGGCACUGAUUUCUCAAGCUGAUCUAAAUGUAUUGAAAGCAGAUUUGUUACGUGCGAAACUUAAACGAGAUGAUACAGCUUUCAAAGAAUUGGAGAAAAAAUAUGACGAACUAGAACAGAAAUUCAAGCGACAACAGAUGGUAGAAUCGCAACAGGUACCGAAUAACGAUGGCUUGAAAGAUAUGACAGCUCAAGAGUUACUAUUACAAGAACAGCUUACCAGCGCAUCGGACUAUGAUAUCUCGAAUUACAAAUCUAUUGCUAAAGAUUCCAAGUAUGUCAACGAUUUAGAAUACACUGAAGAGGCCCUGUCCAAACUUUCUGGAGUUGGCUCAAAAUCAAAUAAUACAUUUAGCAUAAACACGAACCUCCAGGAUGUCAUAAAACAAAAGAAUCAGAAACACGGUCCUUGCAUUUACUGUUUAGCAAACGAUAUCCACAUCAACAACAACUUGGCAGUAUCAAUUGGGGAGCAUUGCUAUGUGGCAUUGAAUUCCCCUCACGUAAACUUGAUUCCUGAAGCACCUGAAUCAUUGAUGAUUUUGCCAAUAACUCACCAAAGAAACUAUUUGUAUGUGAUGAAGAAUUCUGGCGAAGCAGAAAAAGAGUUUAGAGGAUACAUGAAUGCUAUUCGUGAUUACUACAAAAGCCUUGGAUUUGAUUGCCUAUUCUAUGAAACCUGCCGAGGAAAAAAUAGUCAUUGUAUGGUUAAGUCUGUGGCAAUCCCGUCAAGCUUGACUAGGGCCAUGAAAGGCUAUUUCAAAAAUGAGAUAAUGUCAAUGAGUGGGAGCAGUGCUAGUGAGACUGAUGGAAAGGAGUUUAAUGACGAUGGAGUUGGAAACACUGCAUUAUUGAAUGAUUUGACUGCAACCCACAAGAUCUUGAUUGAUACUGAUCCAAUUAGUAAUGAAUCAAAGAAGAGUUUUAAAGAAUUAAUCGCCAAAGAAUCUGACUAUUUCCAUGUGUGGUUCGAUUCAGUAGGGGGAUACGGACAUAUAAUUGAAGGAGAGGGUUCACGUUGGCCGGCCAAUGAUGACUUGAUUGUGAGAAGAGUGAUUGGGGGAAUGAUUGGUAAAGAUCAAUUCGAAGUAGAGAAUAACGGGAUGUUCAAUGGCCGGAAGAAAUUUCAUUGGAACUUUAUUACAGGUGGAACAAGAAAUUACAAAGAAGAUGAGAUUGGUGGAGAAGGUAAAGAAUUAGAUGUAACCCAACAAAAUCUCGUUGACAAAGUGAAUGAGAAGUGGUUAGAGUUUGAUCCAACGUUGAAAGAUGAAAGCGAAUAG
Molecule: messenger RNA, 2106 nt
Organism: Saccharomycopsis crataegensis
Lineage: Eukaryota; Fungi; Ascomycota; Saccharomycetes; Ascoideales; Saccharomycopsidaceae
Exons: 1
Coding region: 1-2106 (701 amino acids)
Biological process (GO): mRNA splicing, via spliceosome
Cellular component (GO): post-mRNA release spliceosomal complex
Source: RefSeq, a predicted model, not a curated record